Molecule: messenger RNA, 462 nt
Organism: Aspergillus affinis
Lineage: Eukaryota; Fungi; Ascomycota; Eurotiomycetes; Eurotiales; Aspergillaceae
Product: nucleoside-diphosphate kinase
Exons: 6
Coding region: 1-462 (153 amino acids)
Biological process (GO): UTP biosynthetic process; GTP biosynthetic process; CTP biosynthetic process
Molecular function (GO): nucleoside diphosphate kinase activity
Source: RefSeq, a predicted model, not a curated record
AUGUCUUCCGAGCAGACCUUCAUUGCCAUCAAGCCCGACGGUGUCCAGCGUGGACUCGUUGGCCCCAUCCUCUCCCGCUUCGAGAACCGUGGCUUCAAGCUCGUUGCCCUGAAGCUCACCUCUCCCUCCAAGGAGCACCUCGAGAAGCACUACGCUGAUCUCUCCUCCAAGCCCUUCUUCCCCGGCCUCGUCUCCUACAUGCUGAGCGGCCCCAUCGUCGCCAUGGUCUGGGAGGGUAAGGACGUCGUCAAGACCGGCCGUACCAUCCUCGGUGCCACCAACCCCCUCGCCUCCGCUCCCGGCACCAUCCGUGGUGACUUCGCCAUCGACGUCGGCCGCAACGUCUGCCACGGCUCCGACAGCGUCGAGAGCGCCCAGAAGGAGAUUGCCCUCUGGUUCAAGAAGGAGGAGCUCCAGAGCUACAAGCAGAGCCAGUUCGACUGGAUCUACGAGAAGGCUUAA